CCGGCACCAGCUCCUCGUUUCACUCAAGCAGCGACCUGCCUACGAGCUGCGAGCCGAGACGGACGCACCAGAGAACGGCUAACAAACACCGACCCGAGCGCCUUUCUCCGCACCUCCACUUCUCUGACAUGUUAGCGACACAAGUCCACGCGUCCAGGCUGUAAAUCCCCGUCGACGUUGGCUGCGAUCCGGACGUCGGCUCCUGAAAAAAAAAAAAACAAGAGACGAAAUUGAUGCAUCUCGCUGUACGUCGCGGCUUGUUUUGACCUGCUAAAAAGAAUCCUGCUAGAGGAUUAGCGGACCGUCAAUGAGGAACUACCGGCUCAUCUUUUGCCACAACCUGAAGCAGCCCUAGAUGUUUUACCCUUUCACUGGUGUGGGGAGGAGCGGAUAGGACACACUUUAACUGCUACACGACGUCAGGCCUCGGCGGGGUUGUGGUGAGGUGGAGGAGCAGGCCAUGAGGAAGAGCGUGUCUCCGUUGCCAGGUGACGAAGGCGGGAGCUCGGCCAACACCACUCGUGUCUUCGGCGUCCCGUUGGAGGAGGUGACGCGCGCGCACACCAUCAGCGGACACGAGGUCCCAGCGCUGGUCAAACACAUCGUAGAGUACAUCGAGGAACACGGUGAUCUGGACUUGGAGGGCGUGUUCCUGGUGAACGGUAAUGCAGAGCGAGUAGAGUGGCUGCGUCAGAGGUACGACAGUGGGGAGGAGGUGCAGCUGCAGAGGGAGGCAGACCUGGCCUCAGCCGUGUCCCUGCUCCGGCUCUUCCUCCAGGAGCUGCCCGAGCCCGUCAUCCCCACCGCCAUGCAGGCACACAUCCUGCAGCUCCACCAAGAUUACAGUGGUGAGGAGGAACAGUGCAGAAGGCUCAAGUACCUGCUCCAGCAGCUGCCUCAAGUGAAUUACGGUCUGCUCAGGUUCUUGUGCCGGUUCCUGUCCAGCGUGGCGUCUCUGCAGCAGGACAGCUGGAACGUGGAGGCGCUGGCAGCCGUCUUCGGACCAGACAUUUUCCAUCUGUCCACAGAAGCAGAGGACCUCCGGGAGCAGGAGAGUGUGAGCAGAGUGCUGGCAGAGCUGCUGGAUAACCAGGAGGGACUAUUUGACUCGGAGGAGGAGGACGUGUCCACCACAAAUGACUACAGCUCCAUCAAUGAACAGAUCACAGAACUGUUGGACGACGACAAGUGUGAAGCCGAGUGUGAAGAGCUGCCUCAGGACGGAGACGAGGGCUCCUCCGACUCACCGCAGCCCCCCAACCCCAAAGCUGGCCCCGCCUCCAGCUCCCACCUCUCUCCUAUAUCCAUCCUGCCCGCCGACUCAGCGCAAAUUUUCCAGCAGACCAUCCGAGCGGCUGUGGAGCACCAUCUCCUGGAGCUGAAGACCUCCAUCGACCAAGACCUGGGCAGUUACACAAAGCAAAGGAUUAGCGCAAAGGAAGCAUGUGGUCGCCAUGGUGAUGAAGAACAACAAACAGAAACGGAAGAUCUUUUGUGCGACGGAGAUGGAGAGACCCCAGCUGAGCAGAGUCACAGAGAUGGAGAGGAUUCAGAGGCCACCCCAGAGGAAGGCUCCGGGAUGGACUUGGAUCAAAACAACAUUAACACUGCCAGGCAGGACAAUCAAACCUGUAAUAUCAUGGAAGAAACUGACAAUGGAUGCUGUGACUUGGAUCCGUGCCAGUGCGAUCAGAACGCCAACACCAGCGAGCCCAACAGAAACCUCCUGUCUCCGUGCCAACCACACACAGGCUCCUCCCCUCACAUGCAGCUGUUCCCUGACAACCAGUGGGAAGCGCCAUCCCCCUCUCAUGCCCACAUCCCUCCCAUAGACUUCUCAUGUAUGCACCUGCAGAAAGAAGGCCAGGAUCCCGUCCCGGCGUUCAUGUCCUGGCAGGGGGAGAGUGACAGCGGAGAGGCCCAGCUGUCCCCCCUGGCCGGCCGCAUGGUGCCGCUGCCCCCUCUCCUGCUGGCCGAGGGGGGCGAAGAGGAGGAGGAGGGCACGAGCCAGGAGCUGUCCCCCUCCUCUGCCCGCUCACACCCACACGCGCUGACCAGAAGGUUCCUGGACUUCGGAGCUCACAGUGCCCAGAGGUUCCUCCAGCAGGACCCUGACAGCACCUCACCCACUAAAACACACAGCAGACCCCGACGAGCAUCAUUUGGCUCUAAAGAGGCCAUGAGAGGCGACUCAGUCACACACCAGCUCACCAAGAAGCUCCAGCAUCUCAAGAAGAAAAUCAAACAAUUUGAAGAGCAGUUUGAGAAGGAACGAAACUAUAAGCCCUCUCACGGAGACAAAGCAGCUAACCCCAAAGUGCUCAAAUGGAUGACCGACCUCACCAAGAUCCGGCGUCAGAUCAAAGAAGCCAAACAGCGAGCAGAGAGUGAGCUGGGCCCUCAGACCCGCCCACGGAGCAACACUCUCCCCAAGAGCUUCGGCUCCACCCUGGACCAGGACCCUCAAACCAGCAGCAGCGUCAGUGCGGAGGAAGGCCCCAGCCCCACCCGAGAGGAGACGAUGGAGCUCAUCCAGAAGAGGGUCAGGGGGAAGAGAGAGGAGGACUGCUGGCCUGAGGAUAUCAAGAAAAUGACAAAGGAGCAGCUGUCAUGUGAGAAAACAGUCCUUCAGAAGAACCUGCUGCACUAUGAAGGAAUCCACGGCCGACCUGUGACCAGAGAGGAGCGUCUGGUGAUGAAGCCGCUGUACGAGCGCUACAGGCUGGUCAAACAGAUGCUCACCAGAGUCAGCAUCACUCCCAUCACAGUGUCCCCCUCCAGCAAGAGGCGGAGUCAGACUCUGCAGCCUAUCAUCGAGGGAGAGACUGCCCACUUCUGGGAGGAGAUAAGAGAGGAGGAGGAAGAGGAGCAGAGAGCAGCCGGGGCCACUGAAGAAGAGCAGAGGGAGGAAGAGAGAGAGGAGGAAGAAGAGGAGGAUGAGGAGGAGGAUGGAGAGAGCAGCGGAGGAGAGACACCCAGCCCUGACGUCAUCAUGCUCAGCCACCCCAUGAGUCAGUCAGACCAGAGCCUGUGUCGGACUGAGCCGAUCAGAAGCAAGCUGGAGGAGGGCUCAGGAAAGCUGGCAAUGGAUCUGCGACUGUCCAGCUCCAACGCCUCGUCUAUGCCUGAGCUGCUGGAACAGCUGUGGAAGACCAGAGCAGAGAAGAAGCAGCUGAGGAAGAUCAUCCGAGAGUUUGAGGAAGAUUUCUAUCAACAAAAUGGAAGAAACGUGCAGAAGGAGGACCGGCUGCCUAUGCAGGAGGAGUACAGAGAGUACAAGAGGAUCAAGGCCAAACUCCGCCUGCUGGAAGUCCUCAUCAGCAAACAGGACUCCUCCAAAUCCAUCUGACCCGUCCCCCUUCCUCCUCUCUCUGUCAGCAUCUCCCGAACAUAACACUGAGCUCACUUUAGACAGGGCAAAAGUGUCUUGUCAUAACCUUUUAAUGUUCAAACGAAUAUGAAACCUACAUGCACUUGCAAAUUAGACUACGUGGUAAGAGAUACAACCCUACAGACUUGCUAGUAUAAGUAUUCGUAGUACUAACAUAUGCCAAAAUCUGCCAUGUAGCCUUGAUGAUUAUAAGCUAAAUGCGGACUUCUAUUACGAUUGACGAGUGGUGUUUUAUUUGAAAUCUUUUGCCAAAACACAUAGCUCCAAAGAUGAUUUCUGCCCAUUUUUUAACCCGCUGCAUAUCCUACGUUUGCCUGUUAACCCAACAACAACAACGUUUGUCCAAAAAACUCUCAUCGCGACUGAAAACUGUGGAUUCACUUUUAUUAGAAGAAAAACUCUUUUGUUUGACGUUCUUCAUACUGAGGAAUCUUACGGACAGCUCAAAGACUGGCUCUUUUCAAGACUGUGACCCAUUGACUGUUAUUGUUUUGUCAUAAACUCUUCAAACUCAGAUACUGGGACUAUUUUUUGUGUGUACAACACAAAAUCACAUACGUUUUCUUUUCUCUGAUGGCUGCAUUUGUCGCUCCUCUGGGUUUUAGAAUAGAUUUUUUUUUAUCACUGGAAGUAAUCACCAGAAAAACACCGUUAUCGAUCUAAGGCUUCGGUGAUUUGGACUUUGAAGAUUUGGAGGAUUCCAUGAACGCAGCUUAUUUUUUGUUCCUAAAAUUUGUGCUAAUUAGCCAUUCUACUCAUUUAGGUGCUGCCAGUGGUGGGUAAUAUAUUUUCUACAUAAUAUUAAUAUAGUUUUUUGAAAAAUUUAAAAUUGAGUGCAUCACCUAUAAUAAUAAAACUGUGAAAAAGCGACAAAAUGGACUUAUUAGAGCUUUCUCCCAUGAUAGCGCUCUGAAGGGGGAGUGAGUGACUUAGCACGGGGAGCAAACAAAAGGGAGACUCAGUGUGUUUUCAGCAGCUAUAGCAUUUUCAAAACGAUAAUGGGUAACACGGUGAUCUAUGAGGUGUAAAUUACUAAAAAAAAAUACUCCUCCUUCAAGUCCAUUUCACUUUUUUUUUAAAUAUAUUUCCAGACAUUUACACGCGACAUCUGCAGAUGGAUUGUAAAAAUACGAUUAAUUAUUCUAUCAGAAGAAUACAAAAAAGCAAGAGAUUAUUUUUGUCAAUAUUGCCCACCCCUAGGAGGCGCUGACGACUUCUAUAGAGAUUUUGACAGAACACAUUUACGCUCUGCAGCCUUUCGCAGUUGUUCAGUCAUGUCCUGCUGGCGGGGUAAACUUCGGUUAAUUAGACAUUUUGUGGAUACGAGCGAGAAGGCGUCGAACACAAUUUCCAACGAUGAAAAGGUUUUUGAAAUCUGGGUAAAAUGAAAUGACUUCUAACAUGUGUCUGUUUAUCCACACGAGCAAUUUUUUUAUCUAUCAUUGCAGUGGGGAAAAGCUGUUAUUAUUUGUGUUAUUUUACAGGGCAUUUGUAGGAGUUGCAUUAGACAAGUGGUUGAAAUACAAAGUUUUAAGUGGGACUAAACACCAACGCAUCGCAACAGAGUAAAAGGAUUUUCAUCUACAAAUUUCAUACAUUUUAGUCCAGUUUAAGUCAGCUCAUUCGCAGCUUAAAAACUUAAAACGGUCAAAUAUCAAGUGAAAAAAAAGCCAAAUCUGGUCAAAGUGUGUCACUGCAUUUCAAGAGGCCUGCCUCCUCUCGCUUCUCCCGCUUUGGUCCUCCGGAGCGCCCCAAUCGCACUCCCUUUUGGUCCUCUAUCCAAUCCAGUCCACUUUAUUUAUAUAGCACAUUUCAUAAGCAGUUUCCAAAGUGCUGCACAAAUACAUACUAAUAACAACAAUAAUAAUAUAAUAAUAUAAAAUGAACGCUCAGAUUUAAUCAUACUAGUCUUAAGACAACAAAACUUGGAAAAUAAAAUAAGAGCAAAGCCACAGAAUAGCAGUAAAUAAAUUCAAAAUAAAUAAAACACACAGAGGACCCCACAACAGAAAGCCAGAGAAUAAAAGUGGGUUUUAAAACGAGACUUAAAACACCACUGGGGGCUGUUCGGACUUUGGAGGGACAGAGCGUUCCAGAGUUUGGAGCCGGCCACAGAGAAGGCCCUGGUUUUAAGUUUCGAGUCUCGUCUUGGGCACCACGAGCUGGAAAUCCGUAAAAAUUCGGAUGAGGUCCAAGGUGUAUUGUGAGGCCAGUCCAUUCAAACCUUUAAACCAAACAAUAAAAUCCCGAAAUCAAUUCUAAAGUUAACAGGAAGCCAGCGCAGCAAAGACGGGAGGAUUGGGUCUCCAGAGCGAGCCCCUGCUCUUCCCCGUUAUAAAAUCCCCUCCAGGGUUGUGUUGUAGUGUUGAGGUGUUCAGUCCCACUUUAAAUAUUCCGAUUCCGAUGCAUAUCCUGCAGCACGAGUGAGCGGAAGCGCGUGAUUGGACGACUCCGUGUAGAGUUAAAGACUUGCACAGCGUUCACAGAAGAAUGCAGCCCUAGUGUGUGUUUUGUUUUGUUUUGUUUAUUCCCUAAAAAGAAGCACUACUCCUAUUAAAAUAUAUACUGUAAAUAGAUCCACCCGAAGGAAUGAAUGUCACAAAUGUUUAAAUUAUUUCAAACAUCGUCCAUUUUGGUUCAUAUGUGAUACCCGACAAUGUGUUUUUUAUGAUUCUAACUGUUAUAAAUACUGCUAUUACUGUGUAUCCCAUUGUUGGCGUGCUAAUGAUCUUUUUGUAUUUGUACUCACUGAGUGUAGAUAGCCUUAGCACUUUGUGGCUAAUCCAUGCGCUUGUUUUCAGAUUUCGUUGAUUGCUUUGUAUAAAAUAAGCUAAUCUAGAAGCAGUACUGUAGUGAGCUUGCAUGGCGACAUUGAAAUAUUAAUAUCAGUGUAUUGUUUCGAUCAUUUGUGCCAUGAAAAGCAGCAAUAACGACAUUUUAGCAUGUAUUGAGUUGGACCUUGAUAAACCGUGUGUGUAUAAUUCACUGUGUUGUGUUUGACCACUGUUAACAAGCAUAAUGCAUCGUGUGGCGCUGCUGGGGAGUAGAAUUUUAUUAAUACAUCAUUAAAAGCGCACUGUGUAACUUUUCUGACGGAGGGUUCCAUGGAGAGUGAGUGGAGUGUUUCUCAGUAUGGCAUUAAACCCUAGCCUGAUUCAUCAGCCGGUUUCACUUCGUAGAAACCGUCUGUCCUUGCAGCAUUAGAGUUCGUUCGCUCGACUGUAGGCGGGUGCUGUUUUUAUUUAACCAGUCGCUGCUAUUUGGUAGUGACGUAUGUAAUGUAAUGUAAACUGGUAUAUUAAAGGUUGUAUAGAGGAUUUUUUAAGGGAAGUGAAAUACAGCGACAGACUUUACUCUAGAAAUCACGCUUGUUUACAUCCAGUGCAUGUUCAGAAUUACUGCCGAAGUGACCUGUCUAAAAAUAUUUUAGCGACCGACGCAUCAGUUUUUAGACCCUUCGUCUGCUUCGGUCGCGCCAUCGCUGGAAGGAAUUCUUCUUUCGGUGACCUCACAAAUGGACUUUGUUUUGCGGCGAACCGGUCGUGGAUUCUCGUCCACCGCCGCGACAAACUUCGUGCGAACUGCGAGAAAGCGACAGUUUAAAAAAGCCUCUAAAAACCGCUGCGUAAACCACGUAAUCCCCGCGCGCCGACGAGUUACUUAGGUCGUCAAUCAAACUCCCUACAUUUGUAGUCUAACAGCCAAUAGAUAAAGAGGGAGCCUUGUUUUCUAUUGGCUGAUGUUUAUCUGGCCUCACUACGUCCACAGUUGAUAGAUUUUCAUUCUUUUUUUUUUUAGUCCUCAUAAUUACAAGACUGCUGCGUCUCUGUAAUGGUAUUUUAAACUUUCAAUCACAAUUUGAAACAAACAAAAAAAAUCCUCCAUACAACCUUUAAGCUUUUCCCAAAUCCCGUAGGAAGAAGAGCAAUAACGUAUUUCCCCUUGAUAAAAUUCAGUAAACAUUCUCUUUGUUUCGGCUUUAAAUCCUCGAUUUCGGGAAUCGUUACAACACAGAAUAUACGACUCUUCGCUGAUUGGCUGGUGCCCGAACUUGUACUUCUGGGAUUUUUGCGAAAUGUCUAGUGUGUUUUGAUUCCUGACCUAGUUGCUGGAGAGAAAUGAAAUUGAGAAAUUGAGCGGAGGCACUAGGUGGCGCCGGCCUGGCUAAUUAAACCCGUCUAUCUCCUAUAAGUAUCUGUAUAGCCAGGUAAUGCGUUCAGAAUAAGUUGUAGGUUAUUUCUGUGGAGAGGCGAGCCCACUCACAGUCAGAAUGCUUUGUUUUGUUUUUCUUUCUGAUUAUUCUAGUAGGGCUGGGUAUCAUUAAGAAGCCUACGAUACGAUACAUAUCUCGAUACAGUGAGCUUUCGAUUCGAGACGAUAUAUUUCAAAUCGAUUCGAUACAGCUCAGUAAAAAAUAAAAGCUAAAUCAUGGCUGUGAUACUAAAAGUCUUUGUUAAACCACUUCUUGAGCAAAGUUAAUAUGAAACACAAACAUUUUAAUCAUCAAAACAGUGAAAAUGUCAAAUGUGUCGCAUCAGAGAGUUUCCUUCCUCUAAACAAGCAACAAAACUGCAGCGCUGUAACAAAAUAAUUUAGUAAAAUAUACCAAAAAAUACUCUUGGUGAUAUAUCGAUACAGCAGCCCACGAUAUCGAUACUGUAUCAUCACAUUAAACAAUACGAUAAACCGAUAUUUUUCAUAUUUUUGCACACCCCUAUGUUCUAGUGGGUUUUUUUUUUCGUUUGUUUUGUUUUUUAUAGCAUUUCUGAAAAGAGAAAAAAAAGGAUUUAACACACGAUAUAGCGAGGGAACAAAUUAGACAAACAGCAUCCUGAUUACAGAUUACAUUUCAAUUUAAAUAACGUUACGGCACAUUAUGUCCAGCGUAUGAGUCGCAUUGAGUUUAUCAAAGAGGUCCGUUUUUAAAUUAAAUCCAAAUGUUUUGUUUUGUUGUUUUCUAUUUUUCGAAUUUCAUUUGUAAUUUCUGACCAGUCCAGAAUGCUUUGUUUGUUUUUAAUGAACAAUAAAAGCUUGAAACUUGAUUUAUUUUAAUACUAAGGAAUAAACUUGAUACUCAGUUCACAUUACGUUCCUACAUGAUAAUUAAUAACACUCAACAGAAUGUGAUUUUGAACAUUAAAUGGUACUUUCUUGUUUAUUCCCAUAUGUUCUUACAUCUGUGUAAUCCCCCAGUCGUCCAAAUUGUUUCCACGCUCUACGAGCUCUUAUACUUGUUCUGAUACGGCUCAAGAUUAUUCUAAAUAUACACAAAAAUGCUUACUUCUGUAGUGUGAAUGUGUGAAUAGUUUCGAUACUAGUUUUAGUUUCGAUUAGUAUCUGAAUUUCGAAACUUUCCACAACAAAUACACCUGGAAUUGGAUGAAUGCGAGAAAGAAAUGUUUAAUGUCAUGUUUAUUUCACGUUCCGACAUCUCCAUGAAGCAGAAAAGUUACACAUUGCGGCUUUAAAGCGAUUAGGACAAGUGGACAGUGUCGUAUUGCAAACAUUCCAGUCAUUAUAAUUAUUCAGUGGGAGUGGUCGUUCGUUCUUUUGUCACCACAUUGCCGUUAUGCUUGUGUCACACGGGCAAACUCAACGUAUCGUGCAUUAAUCAUCCAAAGUAGUCCUUAGCAAAGAUGUCUCCCAACUUUUACUCAAACCAGUAUUUGUUUAAUCAUCUACAAUAUUUUCAUAAUUUGGAAUGUAUCAAUUAUUUCUAUCUCAAACACUGUGCUGUGUCAACUACUCUAUAAUCUGUAAAAUUAUAAUCUGACCUCUUUAAACCACAGACUUUUCUCCUGGUCACUCGGCAUCGACAUGUUCUGACUGUGUUCAUAUGUGUAUCUAAUAUAAGUGAUUUGAUUUUGUGAAUGCUUUUUUCAGUUUAACAAAGGAUGAGAAAAAAAAAAUCAUUGACACAUGUUAAUAAAAGAUUUAACCCUGA
Molecule: messenger RNA, 9335 nt
Organism: Boleophthalmus pectinirostris (great blue-spotted mudskipper)
Lineage: Eukaryota; Metazoa; Chordata; Actinopteri; Gobiiformes; Gobiidae
Gene: fam13b
Product: family with sequence similarity 13 member B
Exons: 23
Coding region: 461-3349 (962 amino acids)
Biological process (GO): signal transduction
Source: RefSeq, a predicted model, not a curated record